Molecule: messenger RNA, 2227 nt
Organism: Tupaia belangeri chinensis (Chinese tree shrew)
Lineage: Eukaryota; Metazoa; Chordata; Mammalia; Scandentia; Tupaiidae
Gene: ENTREP1
Product: endosomal transmembrane epsin interactor 1
Exons: 12
Coding region: 1-1554 (517 amino acids)
Cellular component (GO): membrane
Source: RefSeq, a predicted model, not a curated record
AUGUUGGAAGCGCUGCUGCCUGCCCGGCCGCUGCUGUCGCUUGGGCUGCUGCAGCUGAUCCUGGGCUGCUGCAUGGUGGCGCUCAGCUUCGGGGCGCUGUCGCUGAGCAGCUCCCCACAGGUGAAGAACUCCUGUCCAUUCUGGGCUGGCUCCUCGGUGAUACUCUCUGGAAUCAUAGGAUUAACCACUUGGAAAAGGCCUAUGAUACUCCUGGUGAACCUCUUUGUGCUGCUGUCCGUGGUUUGUGUCCUCUUGAAUCUGGCAGGCUUUAUCCUCGGCUGCCAGGGGGCUCAGUUUGUGUCCAGCGUGCCCAGGUGUGAUCUGGUGGACUUAGGUGAAGGCAAGAUUUGCUUCUGUUGUGAAGAAUUUCAACCAGCCAAAUGCACGGACAAAGAAAAUGCCUUGAAACUCUUUCCAGUUCAGCCCUGCAGUGCUGUUCACCUUCUACUUAAGAAAGUCCUCUUCGCCCUGUGUGCCUUGAAUGCUCUGACCACCACCGUCUGCCUAGUGGCUGCAGCCCUUCGCUACCUCCAGAUAUUUGCCACCAGGAGGUCCUGCAUCGAUGAGUCCCAGCUCUCUGCAGAAGAAGUGGAGGAGCACGGACGCAUCCCGGACCCCGAGGACUUCGUGCCGCCUGUGCCUCCCCCUUCCUAUUUUGCCACAUUUUACUCGUGCACGCCCCGGAUGAACCGCAGGAUGGUUGGUCCUGAUGUCAUUCCACUGCCGCAUAUCUACGGAGCGCGGAUCAAAGGCGUGGAAGUGUUCUGUCCUCUGGACCCCCCACCUCCGUAUGAAGCUGUGGUGAGCCAGAUGGACCAGGAGCAGGGAUCCUCAUUCCAAGUGCCAGAAGGAUCAGGAGCUACUGCAAGUGCAUUGGAACCAGUCUGCGCAGAAGUGACUCAAGGUGAGGACAUUCCUAACACACCUGGAGAAGAGAACACAUUCAUAUCCACGCCCCCCUCAAACCUCGGACAUCCUGUGAGAAGCCGGAGAGCCCUCCCACCCCUGAGGACCAGAUCCAGGAGUGAUCCUGUGCUCCAUCAUUCUGAGGAUAGAGCGGCCCCAGUGCUCAGCUGUGAAGCUGCGACUCAGACUGAGCGGAGACUGGAUCUGGCUGCGGUGACUCUGAGGAGAGGCCUGAGAUCGAGAGCUUCGCGAAGCAGACCGCGGUCCUUGAUAGAUUACAGAUCGUACAUGGACACCAAGCUGCUGGUGGCGCGGUUCCUGGAGCAGUCCUCCUGCAGUAUGACCCCGGACAUCCAUGAACUUGUAGAGAACAUUAAGUCUGUGCUGAAGUCUGACGAGGAGCACAUGGAGGAAGCCAUCACAAGUGCCAGUUUCCUAGAACAGAUAAUGGCCCCGUUGCAGCCCAGCACCUCCAGGGCCCACGUGCUGCCCUCCCGGAGACAGCCUGGCCUGCUGCACCUGCGGAGCUGCGGUGACCUGAGUACCUUCGCCCCAGCGGGGAGGCCACGGGUGGAGAGGAGGCCACGGCGAGCCGAGGCUGAGCGCCCACACAGCCUCAUUGGGGUCAUCCGAGAGACUGUCCUGUGAGCCUGGAAGAUGACGGCCACUGCAAGGGGCCAGCUCCCAGCUCCCUCCUCAAUGUGCGAUUCCUCGCUGGCAGCCCAGGUGCCCCUCUGGGAACUGCUUAAAAAGAGGAGUACUCUGGGGACAUUUACUCCUGCUCUUCGGCUCCCCUUUUGCUGACCAAGGGUGAACGAGGAGGUUCUUCUGGACCCACUCAGGGUUUGGACACAUGGAAGGGGAGGGUGCGAAGGUAGUGACUCUCAGUCCUCCCGUCCUCUGUGGCGGCGUCUCGCAGCAAUCCCGAGUCACAUCCCCGUGUGGGCGGAGACUGGCCUAGGACUCUUCUCUUCGCCCUCCUCAUCCCUUCUGCCUCCCUUUGUUGUCCAGUUCUUUUUCUCUUGGAAUGACAGAGCUGCUGGGCUGCUAUUUAUAGCCAUGGAGGCCUUUCACUGCUUGUGAGAGAGGAAUUGGCAGGAAACACGGUGAUAAACCCCAAUGUGUCUGCAAUCCUCAAGCCUCGGUUUAGGAUACUCUCAAAUCACACUCUGUUUAGGAAAAACAACACUUUUUUAAGUGGUAAAUUUUAAUGAAAGCCAUUUAGGGAGACAAUGAUUAUUGAUUCCAUUUAUUCAUGCUUGCAAAACUAGAGACACCGAAGGCAGAACUGAGAAUAAACGUGUUUACUUUGGACAUCUGG